UUUAAAUUGGCUAUAAACUACUACCCUAUAUUUAUUUGCUAUCCACACAAACAUGGCUUUUAAAGUUAUUAUCAUUGGGGGCGGCCCGGUUGGGCUUUUCCUUGCCAACGGCUUACAAGCCUCUGGGAUAGACUAUGUGCUUUUUGAGAAGCGAAGUACUAUACCUCCUUCCACUGCCUUUGGCAUCUUUCUUUGGCCACAGGUCACUAGAAUGAUGCAUCAGUUAGGCCUUCUCGAUAGUCUAAGAAAGGUCUCUCAUCCAAUGACUGGCAUGAUUCAUAGCAUGCCUACGGGAGAGCUUCUCAGCUCGGACACAAAUUUUUCUAAAAGCUAUAAGACUCAUGGCUAUCCUGUAGUUGUUACAGAUCGUGGCAGUCUUGCCCAAGUGCUUCUUAGUGGGAUUGACAAGCCUGAAGAGCGUAUACAUACGGGAAAGCAGCUCACCAACGUUAUAACACGCCCAGAUAGGGUAACUGUGGAGUUUGCUGAUGGCACAAGCUUUGAAGGAUCCAUUGUCAUUGGCGCAGACGGGAUUUGGAGUACAGUUCGUAACCAAAUCAGUCAAUACGCACCUGAUGGUUUAUUUCUUGAUAACCCAUAUCAGGCCUCGUACCAAGGUGUUUUUGGUAGAGCACCCUUACUUGAAGGCAUUACCUCAGGACAGGGUAUUGAAGUUCAUGGUGAUGGGUGGCUGAUUCAAGCAUUCCCAUCUCAAAAAGAAACGCACCUAUUCAUUUAUAAAAGCAUUAAAACAACUAAUGAAAGAGUCCCCUUCUCGCCGAAUGUGCCAGAAGAGUUAAUCGCAGAGUUUGCCAAUGUUCGAUUAACGGACAAUGUCACCUUCAAAGAUUUAUGGAAUCAGCGUUUUGCUCAAGGGACGGCUAACUUUGAAGAGGGUGUUGUAGAAAUGUGGCAUUGGGAUCGAAUUGCUCUUAUUGGGGACGCUGUACUUAAGAUCUCACCAAAACAAGGUGUUGCUGCCAAUGUUGGCAUGGAGUCAGCCGCCUGUCUCACCAACAAGCUUGCAGCUCUCCUGCAAAAUAACCCAAAGCCCACUACGCAGGAGGUCUCCAAAGUGUUCAGCGCAUAUCAAUGCGAGCUAGAAGGGAAAGUUAGCACAUGGCAGCGACUAUCUCGCUUCAACCUUGACUCGGCUGUGAGUAAGAACGGACCUCGACUCGAAGCCAUGGGUGCCGUAGCUGCCCGCGUACCUGCUAUUGUUUCCAGGUCAUUCAAAUUUGAAAGGGUCCCUUUCGCAGACCAGAAUGCGGCUGACAUGCCGUGGGUACACUAGAAAGGAUUGAUCAAUGGGGGUGUGCAGAAGCGUCACUUUGUUAUUGCAGGAGUUUUGAGCUCGAUAGAUCGCUAGACAAUCUUUUACAAUAAAAGCCAUAGUUUUUCCCUUCAACGUCUUAUUAAU
Molecule: messenger RNA, 1420 nt
Organism: Trichoderma asperellum CBS 433.97
Lineage: Eukaryota; Fungi; Ascomycota; Sordariomycetes; Hypocreales; Hypocreaceae
Molecular function (GO): FAD binding
Source: RefSeq, a predicted model, not a curated record